This is a messenger RNA of Chelonia mydas (Green sea turtle), 9915 nucleotides long. RefSeq names its product up-regulator of cell proliferation. Gene Ontology annotation, molecular function: GTP binding. The record is from RefSeq and is a predicted model, not a curated record. The transcript is spliced from 3 exons. Bases 776 to 5095 code for a protein of 1439 amino acids. NCBI's taxonomy places the organism in Eukaryota, Metazoa, Chordata, Testudines, Cheloniidae.
GCGAGCAGGUUUCAGGGGGUCCAUAAAGCAGGGCCAGUGGGGGCCCAGGGAAGAAAGCCAAAGCCCCAUUGCAUGGGGCUGAAACCCGGGGCCCUGAGCCCUGCAACCCAGGGUUGAAGCCGAAGCCCGAGCAACAUAGAUUUUUGGGGGGUCCUGUGGCAUGGGACCCCAAGCAAUUGCCCUGCUUGCUACCCCCUAAUGCCAGCCCUGGCUGUUAUAUGCAGAAAAUCAGUUGUGACACAGGUGGGCCAUGGAGUUUUUAUAGCAUAUUGGGGUGGGGUGGGCUUCAGAAAGAAAAAGGUUGAGACCCCCGGAUAUAGAUAAUCCUACCUUUAAAAGUAACUUGCAAAGGAAUAAAAGUGGGCAUAUGCCCUUUUUUUUUUGGUGCUUUAAAAGCCUUGUUUUUAAUGCAAGUCUUGUCAUCUCUGGAGGACUGUGUGUGAGAAGAAAACUAGUAGGAUUAUGACACCACAGGUACUGUCGUGCUAUAGCAAAUUACAAGUCUAUCCUAAACAGCAGGUGUUUAAUAAACACAGCAACUACAAACUAUAGGUAAAGAAACAUGCUUCUGUACAGAUUGAGUUUCAACUUUUUCUCGCUUGUUUACCAGGGGCUCCACACUGUCGGGGACUCCAUUCAGCACAAGAGACCUCUAGUAGCUGAAUAAUGUACUGCAAAUGUUUUAAAUCUGGAGCUGGACUCAACGAGUCCCCAAACUCCGGAGCCAAGGGAGACAGAUGGGUCCAAUCUGGAGCAAGAAUCCAAUAUCCAGCAGAUGCCAGCCGUUAUCAAAAAGCGAAGAACACUUCAGGGCAUCCUGUUCAAGUUGAAACUGAAGAAGUACAGAAGCAGGAAGCUCACAUUAUGUGACCUCCAGGAAAUCAGCCCAGAAAGUCUAAAGGACUGGACUGCUCAGACAUUAGGGGAUUUACCAUGGCAUUUCCUGAGGAAGGUCAUGGCUCUGAAUGGGACGGCCAGAAACACAAGCCUUGGGCAUGGGGACCUUGAAGAUGAAGCAGUCAGUGAGGAUGAGGAGGAGCUGAAUAUUGAUGACUAUUUCUGUUUUAGUGACACUGAGAUGGAAGUUUCUCUGCACCCCCUCGAUGUUCUCUGUGCCGUUCUGCUUUGCUCAGACAAUUUCCUACAGCAGGAGAUUCUGUCCAAAAUGUCCAUGUGCCAGUUUGCCCUCCCUCUGCUGCUGCCUGCCCUUGACACCCCCAAGUGCACCCUAAUGCUGUGGGCCAUGAGGGACAUUGUGAGGAAGUGGAGGCCGCACUCCUUGGCAGAGAGCAGAGGGUUCAGAGAGGAGAGCCUGGUGCUCACUUCAAUGCCAACCAUUUCCUUUGUGCGGAUGGGGAGCUGCAGCUUCUCCAAGUCCAAACUCCUCAAUGCGGUUCUGAGCCCCUCCCAGCAGCACCACGAUUUCUUUGUCCAUCGGGACAUGGAGUCUGGGAACGUACCUCGGGAAAUUGCAGAUGGGCUGGUUGAGAUAUCCUGGUAUUUUCCUAAUGGGAGCAAGAAUUCAGAUCUUUUCUCAGAACCCAUUGCGGUUACAAACCUGCAUGGAGACAUUGAGUCGCACUGGCUGCAGUUCAACUUUUUAAUGAAGGUAUCAACUCUUACGUUCAUAUUUGUUGAAAGACUCAGUGAAAGGGAAUAUGUUCUUUUAUCGUCUCUGAAGGAAGCAGGCACAAACCUGUAUUUUAUGCUCGGUUCUAAGGCUGAGAAAUCCAAGGACAUGUUGGGCUUCCUUAAAAAGCUAGUUCUGGACCUGAAAUUGAGGAAGUCACACCUGUUGUUCAAGCAGAGCACAACUAAUCAGGCAGAGUUUGUAAAAAAGCUGCGGACCACCAUUGGAAGAAUAACAAAGUUUCCUCAUAGGCGCGUGACUAUGGAAGACAUGGCUGAGGCUGCCCGGGAACUAGGAAUCCAGGUAGAUGAGGACUGCAAAGAAUGUCAGAGCUCCAGCAAGUGCGUUAAAGAAAUCAGCGCAGAAAUAAAAGACGUGGCAAAGUACAAGAGGGAAAUGCUGAGACUGCAAGGGGAUUUAGGGACGACUGUGGCUAAAGCGGAAAAAGAGUUGUGUCGAAUGAGAAAACCAAGGACAACCCACUUAGAGAAAUAUGAAUCUGAGUUGAAAGAAAAAUUGGUGGCAUUACACCAAGAAAAGAAUCAGUGGGACCUUACUGAUGGUUUGGUUCAAUUUAUCAAUGGGAUAGCGUGUCUAUCUCAAGUGGAAAGAUGUUAUUUCCUGAAAUGGAUGAAGCUUAGCCUGGAUCACAUUACAAGGGGGAAUCUUGCUAGCUUAAAAGCAGAGUACAAAGAGAAAUGUAAAACUUCAGGGAGCGACCCACAAGAGCUAGCAGAACUCAGUAAACUAAUCGCUGCCAGAUCCUUAGGGUCUGAGCACUUCAUGCGUGAGUUGGGGCAAUUCUAUGAGGCUGAACAUUCAAGGGUGAAACAAAGCAAAAUAACAGAAAGCCAAAAACAAUUCAUCUGUCUCCCAGGCAUAGCAGCUGACCUGAUGCUGGAAGGGUUUCCCAUGGAGCUGAUCGAUGGAGAUGCCUCCAACAUCCCACUGCAGUGGGUGACAGAUGUUCUGACUGAGCUCCAUGCAAAGCUGGGGGGAAGGUCCAGAAUGCUGGUUCUAACGGUGCUGGGAGUGCAGAGCACUGGGAAAUCCACCCUCCUCAACACCAUGUUCGGCCUGCAGUUUGCAGUGAGCAGUGGCCGAUGUACACGAGGAGCCUUCAUGUCACUCAUUAAAGUGGCAGAGAACUUUCGGCAGGACCUGGGCUGUGACUUCAUCCUGGUGAUAGACACAGAAGGCCUGAAAGCUCCAGAACUGGCCAGGCUGGAGGAUAGUUAUGAACAUGACAAUGAGAUGGCCACCCUGGUGAUUGGACUGAGUGACAUAACCAUUGUUAACAUGGCCAUGGAGAAUGCCACCAAAAUGAAGGAUGUUCUGCAAAUUGUGGUCCAUGCAUUUCUCAGAAUGGAGGAAAUUGGACACAAACCCAACUGCCAGUUUGUGCAUCAGAACGUCAGUGAUGUGUCUGCGCAUGAACAAAACGUGAGGGACAGGAAACACCUCCUGGAGCAGCUGGAUGAAAUGACCAAAGCUGCAGCAAAGAUGGAGAAGCAAAUCAAGGCAAUGGCAAUUUCGGAUAUUAUGGACUAUGAUCCAGAGAAACACAACUGGUACAUCCCUGGCCUGUGGCAUGGAGUCCCUCCCAUGGCUCCAGUGAACAUAGGAUACAGUGAGAGGGUGUGUGAGUUAAAGAAUUACCUAUUUGAAUUUACAAAAUCUUGCUCUGCUAACAGAUCCCUUAAGGACAUUCCCCAGUUAACUGAAAGGCUGAGAAGCCUGUGGAACACUAUAAAACAUGAACAUUUCAGUUUUAGCUUCAAAAGCAGCCUUGUAGAUGAAGUCUAUAACCAGCUGUCUAUGAAUUAUGCAGAGUGGGAAUGGGGUUUCCGCAAGGAGAUGCAUCUGUGGGUAUCUGAAAAAGAAACUUUCAUUCUCAACCAGCCAGUAGCAGACCUAAAUUUCUCUGUCUUUAAAAACAUAGCACUGGAAAAACUGCAGUGUGGUGAGCAAAAGAUCAUGGACUGCUUACAACAAUAUUUUGCAAGGAAGGCCUCAGACCUGCACCUAAUGGAAAAGUACAAAGAAGAUUUUAUAAGGAGCACUAAAACACUCAAGAAUGACCUUAAAACCCAUGUGUUCAGCAAAUGCGAAGAAGCCAUUCUUACUCAAAUAGGCAGGCUGAAGUCACACAACAUCCAGAUUAACUACAUGAAAAUAAUUGAAGGGGAAAUCGAUCAGUUAUUGGCAAACUGCAGGAGGAGCACAAAGCAACUAGAUGACAAGAAACUGGAGUCUAAAUUUGAAACAGUAUGUCAUGAAACAUCACUCUGUCCUCUACAGAACUGCCAAGUUGAUGGAGAUAUGGAGCCCCAGUUGAGAAAUGACCUGAUGAAUCGAAGGAUUGCCAUCCCAGAGGUGCUACAAGGAGCAGGAAGCCUGAAGGAUUACAGAAUGAACUCCUUCAAGAUGAAAUCUAAGUAUUUGGAAAAAUGGCUGAUUCGUAGAGCAGGGUUACACAAAGAUAGUUACCUUCAAAAAGCAAAAGACAUUGCUAAAUCCUUGAUGGAUCAGUGCCAAGAUUACAUUGAAGAAAAGGUCAUUUCCAAAACAGACUACGACAAAGCCUACUGCAGGGAAUUGCUGUGUAUGAUCAAUGAGAGGCUCCAAGAGGCAGAUGUUCGGAAAUGUUAUACUAAUGCAUUCUUCGAAGUUGACCUGAAGCUUCACAUUCUGGGGGAAGCGGCUCAUGAGUUUCAGAAGAUGCACGAAGUAUUUAUCCAGGAAAACAAUCCCCAAAAACAUCUGGAAAAGUUUAAACCUCAGUACCUCUCCCGAUUUAAAGAUCUUUAUUUAGGGAAGGAUUCCUGCCAAAAGAGGGCCAGGGAUUUCUGUGAACAUUGUCUCAAACCUGCCCUGGUGGACUACGUUAAGAAAAGAAUUGCAACAGAAAUAGUGGAUGACUUCCUCAGCAAUGGACAGGCCAUUAAAUAUGGCUGCAAGAUCUUUUUCCAGUUUACCGUGGAGAAGAAGCUCCUGGAAGAUGGGAACUUCAACAACUAUCUGAAUUACGUUAACAGCUAUGAAGAGUUUGUCCAAAGCUGGAUCCACAGACACUUGUUAGAUUACUAUAACAAGACCAGUGGCUUGGAGGUCCCGGAAAGAGAGAUUCUAUCCACAAUAGUAAAAAAAGUGAGAGGAGUUCUGGAACAUGCCAAGGACAUAAAGCCUAACUCGAUCUCUGCUUUCUUAGAUGACUUUUGCAAAGCACUGGAGCAGGAUCUGGUCGUUUCCAAGGACAGCUUAGUGGGGAUACUGUUCAAAAACACAGCAAUGGCCCAGCAAUUUUCUGCAGACAUUCAAACCUUCCUGCCUGACCUGGAACAGCAAAUCUUAUCUGAAUUUAAGGAGCUGGAGCUGGAGUCAAAACUCUCCAACCUGCCAUUGAAGCCUCAGGAUGAGAUGUUCAAGCAAGUUUCUGGAUUUGCAGAAGCCUCCAUUCCCUGAGGGUCCCAGAGAAGCAAGAGAGAUAUGAUAAAUUCCUUAUAGUAGGACUUUGGUAUAAAUGGGAGGCCGAAAUGGCAAUAUUGCCACAGGAAAGAAACUGGGCAGAAAGAGCAGAAGCCACUAUGACAAUGAUGCUAUGGGUCAGUCUAAACAACUGUCUUAAAUGCUUAAAUGAUCUACUGGUGGCUUGGCUAGGGUUAGACAGACUGAGCAGGAUCUAGGGAUGGAGAUAGAGUGACCCGCUUGACAUUAACUCUGUUGAUGCUGGCUCAAUCAAAUAAACUGCUAAAAAUAAUGUCGUACCCAGCCUGUGUGUUCCCAAAAUAUCCUUUAAAAUAGGAUUGUUCACCUAAGAUGGGGAAUAGGACAGGAGGACGGAUGCACUAGUUCCCUCAGACCUGUCUCUCCCUACACCUUUCACAUUGAUACAGACAUAGUUACUGGGUCAGACCAAUGAGCCCAUCUAGCUUGGUAUCUGGUCUCCAACCGAGGAAAAUGCCAGUUGCUUCAGAGGAAGAUGCAAAUGAAACCCCUAGAGGCCAGUUAUGGGAUUACCUGCCCAGAAGAAGGUUUCCUCUUAACACCCAUUAAUUAAGCCUGAUCGAAAAAAUGUUUUGUACCAAUAGAAAUGUUCUGGUCAAAUAUAUUUAAACAGGUACAAACCCUAGUGGGUUAUACUGGGCAUAGCUCAUUCCCAUAAAUGUACAGGAAUAAGCUAUAUCCAUAUAAAGGCCUUGAUAUUGGUAUGACUGUGUCCACACUACGGGGUUCACCACUUUAACUUCAAUGUUUGCUAAGCCAACUCCAGUUAAAAGGGUAGAAAAACUGCCCAUAGACAAGCCUGUAGAGGUUGGCUUGUGCCCUAACGCAGAACAUAUCCUGGGUAAAACAAUUCUUUUAUCUUGUCUAUUCCAGCACUUUUCUCACCUCGACCCAUUCUUAGGACUUGCACAUCCCUUACACAUCCCUUACAGAGUCAGAAAGUUUAAGGCCAGACAGGACCACCGGAUCAUCUAGUCUGACUCCUGCAUAUCACUGGCCACCAACACCACCAGCACCACCAGCAAUUGAAAUGAGAUUGAAGUAUGACAGCCCUCAGGAGACUAGACUGUUGUAUGCCACAGACAGAGAAUAGGAGGCUCUGAGGUGGAUCUUUGCCUGAGGCCCCCCGCAAUGGUAGGAGAUGAUUAAGUGAGAUAGACCCAGAAGAUCCCAGCAAGUGAUUUGGACUCCAUGCUGCAGAGGAAGGCAAGACCCCCUCCCUACCAAGGUCCCUGUCAAUCUGACCUGGGGAAAAAUUUCUUCCCCAUCCCACGUAUGACGAUAAAUUAGACCCUGAGAAUGUGAGCAAGAUCCUGCCAGCCAAGCACCUAGCAGAGAGACUGCUUGGUGUCACCUCAGAGCCCUGGCCCACCCUGCCCAGUGUCCCAUCUCCAGCUGUGGCCAUCUCUGAUGCUUCAGAGGAUGGAAACAAAACAAACCCAGAAUAUGUUAGGGGGAAAAUUCCCUUCCUGACCCUUGCAGGUCACUGACUGAAGCCCUGAAGCAUGAGCGUAGGAACAUAAAACAUCAGUGGGAUGGGAGCCCCAGGGCUGCCGAGCCCUGGUGUAGCCUUGUUAUGAUGUCAGCAACAAAGCAUGGGGUUAAGCUGAUUGAAUCCCCAGAAUUUUUCCAGAGAGCUUUGAAAGCCACUAGCAUUUCCAGAGGGGCCAGGGGAUGAGCUCAGUUCAAGGGAAGUGGGGAGAAGAGUGGAGUUUACACUUUUGUCUAGGAGGUGUUGGUCCUACAAAAUCAAUGGCGGGGGGGUUACUAGGUUUCCUGAUUUUUUUUAGAGGGAACCUCCUGCAGCAAGAGUUUUAACUGCCAAAUUGUUUUACGAAAUUUGACUUCCCUUUUGCAGGACUUUGAAAUCAUGGAAUAGGUCUUCCCUUAAUUGAAGAAAUUGGACAAAAGUGACAGGCUGGCUCACAAAUAUGUGAGCCUGUUUACAUGAGGCCCCCUAGUGCUCUCUUUUUGGCUAACAAAUUAGCUUUCUUGGUUUGGAUGUACAAAGGAUCUAUUUACAAUGACCCUUUACCAUUGAGCAAAGGGAUUUGCUCAGGCAUGAGGCAAAAACACUGAUAUAAAUGGCAAAGCGUCAUACUUGCGAGGUAAACCAUUUGAACUGGUGAACCCGCAAAGUAACGAAAAUUUACGAGGGAAUUGCAUACCCAAACAAAAUUUUAAAAGAAACCAAUUAAAAUAUUAACUGAGGCUGCACUACAAAAUGUCAUUGUACAAGCUUCUUUUGCCAGUUCAGCGUCUUGUGCAGAAUGAGUUGUGCAAACGUGGAGUUUUUCAAAAGCUUUAAUUACCAUUAGCUGAAUUAGAAUCAACAAGCCAAGGUGCCUUAGCAUAUGAAUCACAGGUUAACACAAGGUGAAUUUCUCAAAGAUCAGGUCUUGGAUCCACAAUUUAAUGAUUACCCCAAUACCAUGUUACUUAGCUGGGACCUGGCCUUUUGUUUUUAACAAACAUUCCGAUUUUAAUCUGGGUUCUGCCAAACAGCUGGCCACAUUGUCUGGCAAAACCCAAAUCAAACUGAAGUAUACUAGAACAAAAAGUUGAUCAACAAAUAAAAAUGGUUUAUAAUUAAAUAAUUCAUUAAGCCAAAAUAUACCGAUAUUUAUUUUUUUGCUAACAUUGCAACAUAUUUGCUAACAUAUUUUGCUAACAUUUGCAAAAGAAUUGAACCCCCAUGACAAUAAUUUAAUAAUGGUGGUGAUAAUUGCAUUAGAAUGUUGGAAUAAUGUGAUUCCACAAUUUUUUUUUAUUAAUUAGGUGUCUGAUACCUUUGUGCACAAAAUGUUUUUGUUGCAACAAAAUAAAAAACCAAAAAAACCCCAAAAUAGAAUCAAACCAAAAAUAUUUACGUGACAUGAAAUAUAUAACCGACAAGACAAAACUGUUUCCACAUUAUGCUUAAACAUGUAAAAUAAAAUAUGGAAGCAUAAGUUUAUGCUUACUUAUGCUUUACUUACCAACAUAGUAGAACAACAAAGGGUUAAAUGCACAAAACAAACCACUAAACAUUUAACUAUACUCUAAACAACCAGUUGGACAUUUCUGUUUAGGGCAGGUGUGGGAAACCUAAUGAUUAAAAUUAUUAAUUGCCUAAUACUUAAUUAACACCAACUUUGACCAAUAAGGUGGACGGCCUCUGGAAAUAUGUUGAUUUUUAAACAGGAUGAUACCUAGAAAAACUGCUUGAGUUAACAACUGCUAUUUAACUAAAUUACACCUUAAAGUUGCCUGUUAAAAUAAAUUAACAGUUUAGUAGGAGCCAAAGGUGAUUGCUUUGAAUAUUUAUAGCCUAUAAGAAAACAAAUAGUUUAGAAAAUAAUAUUAACACAUGCUUUGUCUUGAGAGGAAUUAUAAAAAAAAAGUUUUGCAAGAGGUAAGUUUAAACUCUUUUACUGAGGCGAUGAAUUAAGACCUAUAAUAAUAAUCAUGACUGUUAGUUAUUUUGUGGGUGGCAGAGGCCGCCAUGUUUGAUGUCAGAGCAUUUAAGUUUUCAACCAUAUGAGGUAGCUUUUAUUAAAGAGAUGGGAUUUCAUCAAAGGAACACCCUGAGCUUCUUGGCUGUUGCUGUCCGCACCAUGGGAUAUGCUGUCUCUGAGCGGUGGUGGUUGUCUGCACAUGUUCAGAGGGGAUACACUAUGCCUUCUCUCUUCCUGGGCCCAUCCUGGGGGCCAAACUUCUGUGCCCUGUAGUAGGCCGCUCCCCCUGCUGCUGGUCUCUCUCGUUGGGCCCACUACUGUAGUCACUACUUCUGCUGCUAUGACCAUAGGAGGUUUCCACUUAUCUCACUUCUGCUGGCUUAAAUUGGCCCUUUUGGCACUAAGGUCCUGAUAAGCCUUGGUCACUGACUCUCGUUGCUGGGUGAUGAGGCCACUGACCCUCACCCUUGGGUGACACAGACUACAAUAUCGUGGUAUUGCCAGACAUGGAUACCAGCCACCUCUCACCCCUGUUAAAACUUUGUUACUGAUAAGAACAAUAGUAGUAACAGGAGCUGUCCCCCCUUAACUUUGAUACACACACACACAAAUAUAGCUGGAACGACCAAGUGUCCCACGGCAGAGUUAUCUUUGGUCUCAACUAAAUGUCCUACAGCACAGUUAUCCUUGGUGUCACUUCACUCGUGGGGCAUUGGCUGGGAAUCCCCAGCUGUCCUAUUGCACAGUUAUCCCUCUGGGUCCUGGUGUCCUCUUGGACAGUUUUUCCUCCAGUAUUUCCCCUGAGUGAUUCCUGAAAUUGCUUCCUCAUGGGGGAUAACAACAGCCAGCUACGGCUGUCAAUGUGGGUGGUUCCCUACCUCUUCACCAAGAGGAAGUGCUACAGAUUACUGUUAGCCAAAAGGGGAAGUACCGCAUGCUCACCAGCAUUACAAAUCUUGCUCCUUACAAACUUGCCUUUAAGAACUAUAUGGUGAGAAAAUGCAGAGUGCCUACAGCAAAAAGGAAGACAGUCCUGCCAACAAGUGAGAUAAGACAUAACUGCAGAAAAGGAGACUGCCUGUCAAAGUUAACCUUUUUCCCUGGACCGUGUAGAGAACACUGGCAGAAAAAUGAAUGUAAGGACUUUUGAAACUGCAGGGCCUCUGUUAUGUGCUCCACCCAAUGCUGUUUGUGAUGCCAGUUGUAGCCUGUACAAUCAUUACGUGUAUAAGAUUAUGUAUUGGUGUGCAACAUGCACUUGUCAUACAGGGUCUUUUCCUAGGCAGCUACUUCAAGUUAAUUGAGAAGAUGGAAUUUAUUGAAAUAUACAGAAACUUUAUU